Budorcas taxicolor (takin) is the source of this 1500-nucleotide messenger RNA. RefSeq names its product transmembrane protease serine 11E-like. The record is from RefSeq and is a predicted model, not a curated record. Gene Ontology annotation, biological process: proteolysis. Gene Ontology annotation, cellular component: plasma membrane. Lineage: Eukaryota; Metazoa; Chordata; Mammalia; Artiodactyla; Bovidae. The transcript is spliced from 10 exons. The coding region runs from base 1 to 1500 and encodes 499 amino acids. Gene Ontology annotation, molecular function: serine-type endopeptidase activity.
AUGAGAACUGGAGAUGGAAGAGAUUGGGGAGAGGAAGAUAAAGUUUCCUUGGCUACAGCCCCAUGGGGAAAUCACAGAACCAAGGGAGGAGACCACGUAGAUCCCUGGAGCCUUCACUACAUCCCAGUGACUUCAGCAGAGGCAGAGAUCUGUAGUGAUGACACUAUUGGCUUCUGUGACAGUGUUCCCAGCGAACAGGACAUUGAGACAGAUGGGAUGAAGGUGUGCCAGAGACCAAAGUCAUCUGUGGUGAGGGCCAGGAAGAGGGCUUGUCUGCAGCCCUGGGUUAUUGGCCUCAUCAGCUUUAUUUCCUUAAUUGUCCUGGCAGUGUGCAUUGGACUCAUCGUUCAUUAUGCAAGAUACAAUCAAAAGAAGACCUACAAUUACUACAGCACAUUGUCAUUUACAAGUAACAAAGUAUAUGAUGAGUUUGGAAAAGAGGCUUCUGAAAAUUUCACAGAAAUGAGCCAGAAAAUUGAAUCAAUGGUAAAAAAUGCAUUUCAUAAAUCUUCGUUGAGGGGAAAAUUUGUCAAGUCUCACAUUAUCAAGUUCAGUCAAGAGGAACAUGGAGUGUUGGCUCAUAUGCUGCUGAUUUUUAGAUUUCCUUCUACUGAGGACCCUGAAACCAUCAAUAAAAAAAUACAACGUGUUUUACAUGAAAAGCUGCAAGAUGCUGUAGGACCCCCUAAAUUAGACCCUGAUUCAGUUGAAAUUAAAAAAAUCAACAAGACAGAAACAGACAACUUCCUGAACAACUGUUGUGGGACACGAAGGAACAAAACCUCAGGACAGAGUCUCAGGAUUGUUGGUGGAACAGAGGUACAAGAGGGUGAAUGGCCUUGGCAAGCUAGUCUGCAAUGGGAUGGGAUCCAUCGCUGUGGAGCAACUUUAAUUAAUGACACAUGGCUUGUGAGUGCUGCCCACUGCUUUAGAACGUAUAACGACCCAGCCAGGUGGACUGCUUCUUUUGGAGUCACAAUACAUCCUCCAAAAAUGAAACAAGCCCUCCGGAGGAUAAUUGUGCAUGAAAAAUACAAAUAUCCAUCACAUGACUAUGAUAUUUCAGUCUUAGAGCUUUCCAGGCCUGUUUCCUACACAAAUGCAGUACACAAAAUUUGUCUCCCCGAUGCAUCCCAUGAGUUCCGCCCUGGUGAUGAGAUGUUUGUGACAGGAUUUGGAGCACUGCAAAAUGAUGGUAGCAGUCAAAAUCAUCUUCGGCAAGUACAGGUGGAUCUCAUAGACACUAAAAGCUGCAAUGCACCCCAAGCUUACAAUAAUGCCAUAACUCCUACAAUGUUAUGUGCUGGCUCCUUGAAAGGAAAUAGAGAUGCAUGCCAGGGCGACUCCGGAGGACCUCUGGUUAGUCCAGAUGCUAGAGAUAUCUGGUACCUUGCUGGAAUCGUGAGCUGGGGAGACGAAUGUGGGCAACCCAAUAAGCCUGGUGUUUAUACUAAAGUGACUGCCUUCCGGGACUGGAUCACUUCCAAAACUGGUGUCUAA